This is a messenger RNA of Salvia hispanica, 967 nucleotides long. RefSeq names its product zinc finger protein GIS3-like. Gene Ontology annotation, molecular function: DNA-binding transcription factor activity; transcription cis-regulatory region binding. Gene Ontology annotation, cellular component: nucleus. NCBI's taxonomy places the organism in Eukaryota, Viridiplantae, Streptophyta, Magnoliopsida, Lamiales, Lamiaceae. The record is from RefSeq and is a predicted model, not a curated record. Gene Ontology annotation, biological process: gibberellic acid mediated signaling pathway; trichome morphogenesis; cytokinin-activated signaling pathway.
AGCUUCCCCUCUCUCUAAACACACAUUUAUUACUCCCUUCGUUCCAAGCUGCUUGCUCCAUAAUAUUCCAUUUCUCCUUCGUUCCAAGCUACUUGCUCCAUAAUAUUCCAUUUCAGUACACCAUGACGAAAGUGGACUACGAAAACAAGCCAUCAUGCAACACUAGCGCCCCCUUAAAGCUCUUCGGCUUCCACGUCACCGAGGAGGAAGACCAAGAAGAGGACUCCUCCUCCGCCACGCGGCCGGACCCACCCGGUGGCCGCCGAUACGAGUGCCAAUACUGCUGCCGCGAGUUCGCCAACUCGCAGGCCCUCGGCGGCCACCAAAACGCCCACAAGAAGGAGCGGCAGCAGCUCAAGCGCGCCCAGAUGCAAGCCACGCGCAACGCCGCCGUCUCCUACAUGCGAAACCCCAUCGUCUCCGCCUUCGCCCCGCCCUCCCACCUCCUCUCCGCCGCCCACGCGCCGCCGCCGUGGGUCUACGCCCCACGCGCCCCGCCCCCCUUCCACGUGUCGCACGGGUGCGUCUUCUCCGCGGGCCCCUCUGCCCCAAGCGGGCCUAGCGUUGGGCCUUCUUCGAAGCCCAUUUUGGGGUAUAAUGGGCCGUCGCUGAGUAGAUUUUCGAGUGAUAAUGGGCCUAGCUUUGACGAUGGGUUUGGGCUGGAUCUGCAUCUCAGCUUGGCUCCAGCCGCGCCGUGAGGACUCUCUCGGCUUCAAUCGGAUUUUUCUGUACAUUUUUUUCUUCUUCUGAUUUAUUGAUUUAUUUUUCCUCUUCUUCUCUAGUGACACAUUUAAAUUUUUUUAAAAAAAGUGCUCUCUUUACUUUAAUUUUAAAUUUAACACUAGAUGAAAUUUAUGUAACUAAUUCGGAAUUUGUGGGUCCCGCAUUGUAAUGUAUUUCGUUCGAUCCAAUUGGUAGUUAGAGUUAUAAUAAUAGGAUUGGAAAUAUUAGUAUAGUUUUGAUGUCC